UUGGACGACCAACAUUCGUUUUCAAAUCAUUUUGCAGGUUGGGAGGAAAGCCUACGUAGGCGAGCCGGGUCUAUGGGCACGGAUUGGUUCUCUCCUUUAUAAGAUCGACGGUUUCUCCAACGUCCCUGCAGCUUAGCUCUCAAAUCUAUCGUUGCGCAAGCCAGAGUCGUGUCCGUGUCUCGACUAGAGCUGCCCUUCUCGCCUUAGCUAAACGUCGAUUUUUUCAGCGACAGAAUCGUUUCGCAACGUAUGACGAACCCCCAAAUCGAACUACACGAGUCCAUCGAGAAUCAAACGACCGCCGCAUCGAUAGCCUUACGAAUUCAUACCCCUGUAAAAUAAGAGGUCUCUCGCGAGAGCCUCUUCAUCCUCAUGCAGAGGCGCUCAUCGGGGUCGUCCGAUGACAGCGCUGAUGUCCCUGUCAAGAUCUCGCGCCCUCAUGGACAAACGAAGGUGACCGACGUGAGCUCCUCUGUCCGACAUUCUCAUGACAUUCGCCAAUCAGAACGUUCCCAGAAAGACGGCGCCAGGUCCUCAUCAGCCAGGAGCCGGAGACCGAGUAGCAAUAUUAACUGGAGACUCUCUCAUAGUCGCGAUGCAUCUACCGAAAAAGUACCAGCAACAUCUCGUCUCCCGCCCACGACACUAUCGCCUGAUUAUCCAAGUAUAGAAAAUGAGAAGACGGUAUCGUCGAGACGGAAGAAUCAGCCUCCACGAGCCUGGAGCCCCUGGGCUAUUUCGCUCCUAACCCUCUUUACCAGCAUUGCAGGCCUUGGUAUGCUGUUUGCUGUCUUGUAUUCCUCGGUUAGCCUACAUUGUGACCCCAAGGGUUGUCGCAUGUCUUGGAUGAGCCCGUCAUACGCCAAAUUCAGCGAUUUCGACACUGAGCAUACCCGCUUUGCUACUAAAUAUUCGUUAUAUCUUUAUCGGGAACAGGGAUUCGACAAUGGGCCAAAGAUUAAAGGCAUACCAGUGCUAUUUAUACCAGGAAAUGCUGGCAGCUACAAACAAGUUCGAUCCAUCGCGUCGGAGUCUGCUAGGUAUUUCCACGACAUCCUGCAGCAUGAUGCCGCUGCUCUGAAUGCAGGUGCUAGAAGUUUAGAUUUCUUCACAGUUGAUUUCAAUGAAGAUUUCACUGCCUUCCAUGGGCAAACGAUGCUGGACCAAGCCGAGUACCUAAACGAAGCCAUCAGGUAUAUCCUCUCCCUCUACCUGGACCCAAAAAUCUCAGAACGAGACCCGGGUCUACCAGAUCCUUCAUCAGUUAUUGUGCUGGGUCAUUCUAUGGGAGGAAUUGUGGCACGAACUAUGUUUAUCAUGCCAAACUACCAACAAGAUUCGGUAAACACCAUCAUUACCAUGUCCGCUCCGCAUGCUCGACCACCCGUCACAUUUGAUCCAAAAAUUGUUAGUAUUUACAAUGAUAUUAAUAACUAUUGGAGACAUGCCUACUCGAAGAGGUCGUCGGCUGAAAAUGCUUUGAGCCAAGUCACCCUAAUAUCUAUCGCGGGUGGUGGCUUGGAUACUGUUGUCCCGUCAGAUUAUGCCGGUCUGGAGUCAAUUGUGCCUGAGAGCCACGGUUUCACCGUUUUCACAUCUACAAUCCCGACAGUCUGGACAAGCAUGGAUCACCAGGCAAUCACCUGGUGUGAUCAAUUUCGGAAGGUCAUCGUCCGUGCACUUUACGACGUCGUCGAUAAUCGUGGGAGAUCACAGACGAAAUCAAGAAUAGACAGGAUGAAGGCAUUCAAAAGGCGGUUCUUGUCUGGUUUGGAGGAUUUUGUCGAGAAGAGUGUUCCGGAAACAGCCUCAUCGACAUUGCUAGCGCUAGAGGAUCAUUCAACUACCAUCCUUCCUGUAGGCGAUCGUCUUGUCCUCCGCAGCUUAGGUUCGAACAGAAAAGCCAAGGCAUACCUUCUCAAUAUUCCCUUAAGUGAAUUCGAAGGAAAAAGGUUCACUCUACUCUCGGACAGCAAGCUCGAUCGACCAGGCGAGGACGGGAAGCUCGAAGUUUUAUUCUGCAACUUUUACCCGCUGCAACAUGGACAGGCUAGCCAACCGUUCUCGAUGAAUAUCGAUCUCUCCGACGAUACUAUGGACUCCACGAAACUCGCUUGUACGAACGCCGCCUCCGACGUCGUAUCAUUACCAGCUUCCUCGCGUUUCACGAAAAACCCCUUCUUCAAAAAGGAUGAGUGGCAAAUCCCACCGUUUUCAUAUCUCGAGUACGACCUGGAAGAUAUAUCAGACUAUGGAUUCGUUGCAGUCAUUGAUAAAAGCACUACUCCAACGGCAGGAUGGCUAAUGGCGGAAUUUAGCGACAAGGCUGACUCUCAUAUAACUCGGCAGAUUGGUAUGAGGCGUCUGUUUAAUUUCGGCCUCUCACUUAAUCUUCCAGCGAACAGACCAAUGGUGACCGAAGUGAAACUUCCGUCAGUCCAGAGCAGCUUGUUGGCAUAUAAUCUCAAAAUUGAAGGCCAAUCCUGUAACGAGCGGGACCAGUUAUUCACUCCACUUAUCCGACAGUACCUUGCUGAGCCUUACGAGUCCAAGUAUUUUGUCAAUGCUCACGAGGUAGAGAUUAGCCUUCACGGCGUCUCGCCUUACGUCCCUCCGCCCCUAAAGUCUAGACAAUCCGAUGACGGCCUCAGCCUUCAAAUUUGGACGGAUCCGACAUGUGAUUCAGGCAUUUCGAUUCAUAUUACCGUCGACGCCAUGGGUAGUCUCGGAAAGUUGUAUAUGCGAUAUCGUACCGUCUUUGCGUCUUUCCCCUUACUUAUAGUGACACUUGUGUUACGAAAGCAAUUCCAAGUAUACGACAGUACUGGUGUUUUUAUUCCCUUUUCCGAAAGCUUAGAUUUCUGUCUCAGACGAUCGCUCCCAAUGUUAUUCUUGUCUAUGACCCUCUUGUCGCUUUCGAUGGGUCAAUCGGGCUCAACUGGGUCGAAAAGUCUCCGGUUUUGGCAGAAUAGCACGGCCGGCGUCGACUUCUCGCAAAACGACCUACUAGUCGGCACUUCAGACCCGUUCUUCUGGUUUCUGAUCCCUAUGAUAGGGAUUAUUUGUACUGGAGUGUGUAUGGCUCUUCACUACGUUACCCUAUGCCUUACCUGGCUACUUAGCAUAAUCUACGGCUGCGUUUCCAUUCGGCCGGUUAUACAACUGCAAGAAAAGAAGCGCGCUCUAUCACCAGCGUUCGCACCUUCACCGCCUCGAAGACGACUUAUAACCACCGUAGUCCUAUUAUUACUUGUCUCAACAUUCAUCCCCUACCAGUUUGCGUAUACGGUUGCGUGUCUCGUGCAAUUGAGCACUACAGUUCGGGCACAUCGGUCUGCACGUGAGACUGCAUCACCUGUAGCCGUCAAUUUUAACAACUACGUUCACUCCAUCUUCCUUCUGAUGUUAUGGGUUCUGCCGAUAAAUUUGCCAACUUUAGUUGUUUGGGUGCGCAACUUGGCUGUCCACUGGUUCACGGCAUUCUCAUCACAUCACAACGUGUUGUCGAUAUUGCCGUUCAUCCUUCUGGUCGAAACCCUGACCGCUGGAGAGAUGAUACCGCCAGUAACAACGCGGCUCCGAUACCUAACCGACAUCAUAUUCUUUGGCAUAGCUGUCUACGCAGCUAUAUAUGGUGUAUCGCAUGCUUAUAUGUUGCAUUACCUAAUAAAUCUAGUCGCUGCAUGGCUUGUAGCAAUCCAUUCGACAUCCGACUCCUGGACCCUUGCUGGAAUAUCCUCUAUAUUCGAAGGCGAGCCGACCGAGAACCGCAAACAGGGUAAAACUCCUUGAUCUGAUGUCAAGGGUUAGAUUUUACAUGUUUAACAGUCCUAGAGAAGUUCCACGGGUCAUGUUCAAAGACCUGAAUACUAGUCAAUCUUAAAUCUUAUUUUUUACAAAUCACAUCGCGUCAGAUAUGAACACGAACCGGUAUUGGAGCUCUAAUAAUAAAGUUAGAAACUAAAGUUCCUUGUAUAUACACUCAUAACUGAGUCGGUCAA
Daldinia caldariorum is the source of this 4001-nucleotide messenger RNA. RefSeq names its product GPI inositol-deacylase. The coding region runs from base 373 to 3792 and encodes 1139 amino acids. The transcript has 2 exons. Lineage: Eukaryota; Fungi; Ascomycota; Sordariomycetes; Xylariales; Hypoxylaceae. Gene Ontology annotation, molecular function: phosphatidylinositol deacylase activity. Gene Ontology annotation, cellular component: endoplasmic reticulum. Gene Ontology annotation, biological process: GPI anchor metabolic process; endoplasmic reticulum to Golgi vesicle-mediated transport. The record is from RefSeq and is a predicted model, not a curated record.